AUGCUGCUGCUGGGCUGCUGCUUGCUGGGACUGGUCUCGGGCGCGGAGCUACCGGAGCUGUCCGCGCGCGAAGUGGAGGACAUCCUCGCCAACCCUCGCGCCCUGCGCGCCUACCUGGCCUGCGUCAUGGGCGAGGGACCGUGCACCGCCGAGGGCCGCCAGCUGCGCAGUCGCAUCCCGGACGGGCUGCGGACGGCGUUCGGCGGCUGCUCGCCGGGGCAGAGGCGCCUGGUGCGCGCCGUCGUGCGCUACCUGCAGCAGCGCCACCCGGAGGACUGGCGGCGUCUGCGGGCCCGCUUCGACCCGGAGGACGAGUUCGGCGCCGGCUUCCAGGCCUUCCUCGACGCCGACGACUGACGCCCUCCCUCCUUCCGUCCGCCGCAAGCGUCAGCCAGCUUUCAACA
Molecule: messenger RNA, 404 nt
Organism: Bacillus rossius redtenbacheri
Lineage: Eukaryota; Metazoa; Arthropoda; Insecta; Phasmatodea; Bacillidae
Product: ejaculatory bulb-specific protein 3-like
Exons: 2
Coding region: 1-357 (118 amino acids)
Source: RefSeq, a predicted model, not a curated record